Messenger RNA from Clonostachys rhizophaga, 1185 nucleotides. Lineage: Eukaryota; Fungi; Ascomycota; Sordariomycetes; Hypocreales; Bionectriaceae. The record is from the annotation of a GenBank genome assembly.
AUGGCUGCAAAUUUGAGGAAUGUCGUCGUCCUUGGCGGAUCGUAUGUUGGUCUCGCGGCGGUUAACGAGCUGGUCACAGCACUCCCAAAGACCCAUCGUGUGCUCCUAGUCGAGCCACACACCCACUUCCAUCACUUAUUCGCCUUUCCCCGAUUUGCUGUACUGCCUAGUCAUGAGCACAAGGCAUUCAUCCCUUACACGGGUGCAUUUGCAACUGCUACGGACCCAUCCGCGCAUUCCAUCAUUACAGCCAAAGCCAUCUCCCUUACCAAGGAGCAUGUGGUACUCGACCGCGACUGGCAAGGAUCCUCCAAGGUACCCUUUGACUUUGUGGUCGUUACUACCGGCACACGCCUGUCGCCUCCGGGGACCAUGCUGCAGGACGAUAAGCCGUCCUCCAUUGGCUAUUUCAAGGACUAUCAGCGGAAAGUGAAGAGCGCGAAGUCUAUUGCAAUUGUAGGAGGAGGCGCCGUCGGCGUGCAAAUGGCUACAGAUCUAAAGGAGCUCUAUCCUGAAAAGAAAAUAACUCUUAUCCAUUCGCGUGACCGUUUGAUGCCACUGUACCAUCCGAGAAUGGACGAGAUCAUUCGGGAGCGUUGCAAGGAGCUCGGAGUCGAGUUAGCCACUGGGAGCCGGGCUGUGGUGCCUGCCAAUGGAUUUCCGACAGAUGGCAGUGAAUUCGAGGUGGAAUUGCAGGACGGACGCAAGAUUGCAGCUGACCUGAUCAUCCCAGCGACGGGACAGAGCCCAAAUAAUCAGUUCCUCCGCGAUCUCGAGCCGACGCCCGGUGGCUCGAUCCUGAACCCGGCGAAUGGCUUCAUCAAUGUACUGCCUACUCUGCAAUUCAAGGACCCCAAGUACUCGCACUUCUUCGCUGCGGGCGACGUUGCCGACAGUGGAGCUCACAAAGCCGCUCGUCCGGGAAUUGGACAGGCGCGCGUUGUUUCCGAGAACAUUGUCGCCAUGAUUGCGGGCAAGCCGCCGAUUGAGAGCAUCGUCGUCUCACCUCCAGCGAUCCAUCUCACUCUGGGACUGAGAAAGAAUAUGAUCUUCCGCAAUCCAGAAAAGGGCCAAUCGGAGCCUGUGGUCAACAUGAAAGACGACGGGGUAGAGGACAUGGGGGUUCACCGGAUCUGGGAGAGGAGAGGCGUCACGGUCAACACGAGCAACGAUUACCACCUGUAG